CUGAGAAACCUGAACGCAGCACGCGGAUGGUUGCAAGGACGAAACAUGAUGAAAAUGAACAACGAUCACAAAUAGACCCGUCUAUUUUUAUGUUGCAGAUGAAUACAGUAUUAUAUACUGUGGCCCAGCUGUCAUGUUAUUUCAACUCAGUGGUGUCAGGUAUCUGACUGGCACUUCAUAAUCCACCCUGAGAGGAGAAAAGUGAGUGGUCGUCCGAGCGAUGGAGGCUCGCUUUGGGAACGUUGUGUUCAGCUCCAAGUUUGACUCAGGAAACCUAGCGCGGGUGGAGAAGGUGGAGAAGGGCAGCUCAAGCCCCACCUCGGACACGGCCUCGGGUGGGAGCUGCACCURGGGGUCACAUCUUACCCCUGACUACGAGUUCAACGUGUGGACCCAGCCUGACUGUGCUGGCACAGAGCACGAGAAUGGAAACAGAUCGUGGUUUUAUUUCAGCGUGAGGGGCGCGCUGCCUGGGAAAUUGCUGAAGAUUAACGUGAUGAACAUGAAUAAUCAGAGGAAGCUWUACAGCCAGGGCAUGGCUCCUCUUGUACUCACGUUGCCUUGCAAAAACCGAUGGGAGAGAGUUCGAGACAGACCCACAACUAAGAUUGUAGAUAACCAGUUCAUCCUUACCUUCACCCACCGGCUGCUGGAGGCUCGAGGGGCCACCACCUACUUCUCCUUCUGCUUCCCAUUCUCUUACACUGAGUGCCAGGAGAUGCUGCAGCGUCUGGAUGAGAGCCACCCCAACGCUGUUCACCUCAGUCCCAGCAGUGCACCAGGUACUGUGUAUUACCACCGGGAGUUGCUGUGCCACUCUCUAGACGGCAACAGGGUGGACCUGCUCACUGUGACCAACUGCAACGGGAUGCAGGAUGAGAGGGAAGCUCGUCUGCCCAAGCUGUUUCCUGACGCCAAAACUCCAAGACCUCACCGCUUCCCUGGCAAAAGGGUGUUUUUCCUCAGCAGUCGUGUGCACCCCGGGGAAACCCCCUCGUCCUUCGUGUUCAACGGUUUCCUCAACUUCAUUCUGCGAAGAGAUGACCCGCGUGCACACAUGCUGCGCAACAUGUUUGUGUUCAAGCUCAUCCCCAUGCUCAACCCAGACGGGGURGUCCGAGGACACUACAGAACUGAUUCCAGAGGUGUGAACCUGAACCGACAAUACUUGAACCCCAUCCCCGAGCUUCACCCUUCCAUCUAUGCAGCCAAAGCUCUGUUGCUCUACCACCACACACACAGUAACAGCACCCCUCACACACAACUCACUCCCCUCAACAACAAGUCCGCAAAUCAGCCUCAGUCUCCAGCCCUCACCCCACUGGAGGUCAGCUUGAACCAACGCAARGCAGAGAAAGACGGAAACCCCGUCCAAGCCGAGGUUCCCACAGUGACGGGGGAGAACACCUGGACCGCCGCAGAGACGAAGAAAGGAGACCAGAACAUUUCUCCAGAUGCCUCAGAGACUGUAGCUCCUGCCACUGAAGACGUAGCUGCACCGCAGGCGGAGGAGCCGGUGCCCCCACAGGAGGGAGGGGUGGCGUAUUACGUGGACUUACACGGCCACGCCUCUAAACGCGGAUGCUUCAUGUACGGAAAUAACCUUCCUGAAGAGAGCCAGCAGGUAGAGAACAUGCUGUAUCCCAGACUGAUAGCUGUGAAUUCUGCCCACUUUGAUUUCCUGGGCUGCAACUUUUCUGAGAAAAACAUGUACGCUCGUGACAAGAGGGACGGUCAGUCUAAGGAAGGCAGCGGCCGAGUCGKCGUCCACAAGGCAAUCGGGCUGCUGCACAGUUAUACUUUGGAGUGCAACUAUAACACAGGGAAAACUAUGAACACUAUCCCACCAGCCUGCCAUGACAACGGUCGGGCCAGCCCACCUCCCCCUCCGUCAUUCCCUCCCAAAUACACUCCAGAGAUAUUUGAGCAGGUGGGCCGUGCCGUGGCCAUCUCGGCGCUGGACAUGGCCGAGUGCAACCCCUGGCCUCGCCUGGUCCUGUCCGAGCACACCUGCCUCACCAACCUCCGAGCCUGGAUCCUCAAGCACGUCCGCAACACCAAAGGCCUGAACGCGCACAUCCACGCUCCGUCGAGGGCACACAACAAUGGCGGCAAGUUGUCGCCUCCGAAAAGUUUCAACAACAGCUUUUUGUCGGGGUCGGUGUCAGAGAACGCCAUCAGCCGCGGCCGCUGCAACAGCAACAGCAGCAGCAGCCAGACUCCCUCACCAAAGAUGCACAACUCUCCGAGCUUCACCUUCGGCUGCCCCCCGCCUCGAGCUCACGUGCAGCACAGCAGCACACACGCCGGCGGGCGCGGAGGCAGCAAGACCCUCGGACCGGUCAGGGACACUAAGCCUCAGGAGAGGAGACGUCCCUCCCAUCACCGCUCCAUCCUGCGAUCACCCAGCAACAGCCACAAACCCUGCCACCCACCCCGGUCCCCCCCGUCGUCCUCGUCCUCCUCUUCGUCCUCGGUGUGCGCGGCCGGUUCCUGUCCCCUCCCGGCCUCCGUCAACAUGACAGGAGUCAGCGGACCAGAUUUUAAAGCUGGACCCAGUUCAUCCAGCUGGUCCAGGACUCCUUUCCCCGCUCGCCCUGAGCGRGCAGGUCGAGGCUGCAGAUCUUUUACGGUCACAAACAAAGAGGCCGCUAAAGACUCGGGGCCUGAACAUAUCUUGUCAUCCAUCAAAUUUAGCAAGUGUGAGCUGCAGCCGCACACGAGCCGCAUCCCCGUCCGCAGGAUGGGCCCCCCGCUCCCGCACGGCGCUCACACGUCUCCCACCUCGCCUGGAGAUCAGGAGGUGUGGGCCAGCAUGAAGGUGUGGAAGCUGCUCAGACCYGACCUCCACAGACACCGGCCUCUGUCAGGCAUAUCAGAGAAAGAAGGGGGCGAGAGGAGUCUCCACUGUGAACCCACGGCUGUCGUAGAGGCCACACCUGAAACACACGGGACAUAAUCCUGUACCUGAACGCAACAUACGACUUAAACAUGUCAGGUCGUGUGUGUGUGUGUGUUUACAGAGGAGCUUGAGCUGAAUGUGUGUGGAAAAGUGUAUUAGUAAGUAUUUUUGUCAACUGUGAACCCACAUUCCUGUAUUUUCAAAAUCCUUUUAAACGUUACAGUAAUGGGUCAUUUAGGGAUGAUUUCAUGUACAAUACUGGUAUUUUCUUUUUGCGUACUGAAUCCUGACCACGUCAACAACGGUGCGUUACAUUUACUGAGCAACUUUUCAUUUUAUUGGAGCAGCUGAGGAUGAAGUGCCUUUAAGAAUCAUCUGUAAACUUGAAUUAUCUUCAAUAUUUCAGCUCCAGUCACUGAACUACAGUACGUUUUGGUUCCUGCUGCCCUCUCCAACAAACUGAUAUUUAUAUCACUCUAAUAUUAUUCUGCAUUAAGUUAUAUUUUCACUUCACUUUUGUCAUCACAGCAGAUGAGCGAUUAUUAUUUUUUAAUAUAUCUGAGCACAACUGCACAUUUUUAAAAACUUUUUUUGGUCUUAUUUUCAAUUUAUAAUGUAUUUAUCAUUUCUGUGAAUUUUUAAGUGGUUAUGAAUUAUUUSAGAAAAAUAAACUGAAAUCUACCAAGGACAAAUGGAAAA
Messenger RNA from Austrofundulus limnaeus, 3601 nucleotides. It is a transcript of the gene agbl5, whose product is annotated as AGBL carboxypeptidase 5. The record is from RefSeq and is a predicted model, not a curated record. Gene Ontology annotation, biological process: protein deglutamylation; proteolysis. Gene Ontology annotation, molecular function: zinc ion binding; metallocarboxypeptidase activity. The transcript has 17 exons. Lineage: Eukaryota; Metazoa; Chordata; Actinopteri; Cyprinodontiformes; Rivulidae. The coding region runs from base 221 to 2959 and encodes 912 amino acids.